GUGGCUGUAACGUACCGUCCCGGUAGAAGCUCUCUUUGACGCAGUCCCUAGGAGAGGGUGCUGCCCAUCGAAGCGCGUUAUUACAAGAUUGGAACGCCGAGAACGCUGCAGCCAAGCCCUGAAAAGCAGCCCUUGCGCAGGGCGUGAGGGAGGAUCGGUUGGUGUACCGGCGUUGAGGGUUGAGGGAGAACGAAGCUGCAUCUGCGAGAAAAAGAUACACGACAGAGGGCGGUAAGCAACUCGAAACAACGUCAGCAAACGCGAACCCACGAACGGAACCCUGCAGACGACAUUUAGAAAAAGAUGAAGCCAGGAACAAGCAGAUAGCAGGCCCUGUGAAGGACCAAGAAGCGCGGUAGUACACUGCCCUGGGAAGGAGGAGACACAUCUUUCUAAAGAGGUUGUCGUGUAGCCAACAUAAAGAGACCCAGGUGUUCGCAAGACAAGAACAGAUCAUCCUGGAACAAAAGAGGUUAAGGCCAGAAGGAUCUGCACACAGGUUGUAAGACAAUUGUGUGCUUGUUUUACAACAAGGAACCAAACAUGGGUAUCAGGAACUUUAACCCACAACGGAUGGCGGAGGGACUGCGCACGCGCGUGUUCCGGACCAAGCCUCUGGACUCUCAGAUCGAGAGCGAGGCCAUCCCCAUGACGACGAAGUUCCAGAAGUGUCUGACGACACGUGACCUGACGUCCCUGGGGGUGGGGAGCUGUGUGGGGACGGGGAUGUACGUGGUCUCCGGGCUGGUGGCCAGAAACAUGGCGGGGCCCGGGGUCGUCAUGAGCUUCGCCAUUGCAGCCGUGGCAUCGCUUCUGUCCGGAGUGUGCUAUGCGGAGUUCGGGGUACGAGUUCCCAAGACGACAGGCUCCGCCUACACUUACAGCUACGUCACGGUGGGAGAGUUUGUGGCGUUCGUGAUUGGUUGGAAUCUCAUCCUGGAAUAUCUGAUUGGCACUGCGGCGGGCGCAAGCGCACUCAGCUCCAUGUUCGACACGUUGUCCGGCCACGCCAUCAGCAAGUUCAUGAUCAGCCAUAUUGGAUUUGCUAUAGGUCAGUUCAAGGGCAGUAAAGCAUACCCAGAUAUUCUGGCUUUCUUCAUCGGAAUCCUGAUCACCAUCAUCCUGGCUCUGGGUGUCAAGAACAGCAUCGGCUUCAACAACAUCCUCAACGUCAUCAACUUCGCCGUGUGGGUCUUCAUCAUGGUGGCUGGGCUGUUCUUCGUCAACGGGAAGCACUGGACCAAGGACGGCUUCUUUCCGUACGGCACGUCAGGGGUGUUUCACGGAGCGGCCACCUGCUUCUACGCCUUUAUAGGCUUCGACAUCAUCGCCACUACCGGGGAGGAGGCGAAGAACGCCUCCCGCUCCAUCCCGCUCGCCAUCGUCGGCUCACUGCUCAUCUGUCUCACCGCUUACGUCUCCGUGUCCGCCAUGUUGACCUUGAUAGAUCCAUACGACAAGAUCGACACGGAGUCUCCACUGAUCGGCAUGUUCGUGCACCAUCAUUACGAGCCCGCUAAGUACAUCGUGGCGCUGGGAGCGAUCUCCGGACUGACCGUGUCCCUGCUGGGGUCGCUCUUCCCCAUGCCCAGGGUCAUCUACGCCAUGGCCAACGACGGGCUGCUCUUCAGGUUCUUGGCCCGCGUCCAUGAGCGGACGAAGACGCCCGUCCUGGCGACUGUCAUCUCCGGCUUCCUGGCAGCAACCUUGGCGCUACUCGUCAGUCUUCAGGACCUGAUUGAGAUGAUGUCCAUCGGCACGCUGCUGGCCUACACCCUGGUCUCCGUCUGUGUCCUCAUCCUGCGCUUCCAGCCUGACGUUCUCGUCGAGCCCGGCAACGAGAUCUUCGACGAUCCCAUCCCGAUGGGCGAGCGGGUAAAACAGCCGGUGGACAACACGGCGUCCGAGGGGAAAGUCUCAGAGGAUACCGUGCAGACAGAAAAGGAGAGGCAAGAACAGGACACGAUGUAUGACGAUGACGACUCUGCACUAAUUCCAGGCGGUGGCAAGGGACUGAUGCAGGGACAGGUGAGCUAUGGAACCAUGGAGAAGGGUGCUAUGGAUGAGAAGGAGCCCGAGAGCUGGUUCACACCUCACAUCAACAAGAUCAAACAGAAACUGGGACCCGUGGUGGAAAAUAUCAAGAUCAGGUUGGGUAUACCUCUGGAGUCUGCAGUCCCCACCGAGCAGUCGGCACGUAUCGUGUCCAUCUGUGUGGUGGUGGAGUUCAUCGGCAUGUUCGUGUGGUGCGCCUUCAUCAUCACACAGGAGAAGCACAUCUACAACCGGGAGGGCUGGGCCGUCAUCCUGGCCAUACUCAUGGCUUGUUUCAAUCUGGUGUUUGUGUACCUGAUUCUCCGCCAGCCUCCCAACCGCAGGAAACUGAAGUUCAUGGCGCCGUGCGUCCCGCUGCUGCCCAUCUGCGCCAUGCUCUGCAACAUCUACCUGAUGCUCAAGCUGUCGCCCAUCACCUGGAUCCGGUUCGUCGUCUGGUUCACGAUAGGGCUGUUCAUCUACUUCGGAUACGGCAUCUGGAACUCCAACAUCGAGUCUCGUGUCUCUGACAUCGGACGUCCGUCUGGAGACGGAAAGACGCACGACUCCGUCGUCAUAGACACCAGCCAGAUCGAGAAACCCGCUGUCCAACCCAAGGUCCUCCCCGCACACAACCCCCAGAGUAAGGAAGAAUUCACCGCAGACCAGGCACCGAUUUUAGACGAGGACGCCGUCAUGCAAUAACUGACGCAGUCACAAGCUAGGCAUACGUGCACAUUAGGUCACAAAAUCUGUUUAUUUCCCUUUGGGUUUCAGAUGGAUGUUUGGUAGAUAUGUAGCGUAAAAAUAAAUUGAAGACUGCAAUUUGAGAAAACUACAUGUCUCAGUGCGAACUUUAAUUCCUAAAU
This is a messenger RNA of Branchiostoma floridae (Florida lancelet), 2903 nucleotides long. RefSeq names its product probable cationic amino acid transporter. The coding region runs from base 544 to 2739 and encodes 731 amino acids. The record is from RefSeq and is a predicted model, not a curated record. Lineage: Eukaryota; Metazoa; Chordata; Leptocardii; Amphioxiformes; Branchiostomatidae. The transcript is spliced from 15 exons. Gene Ontology annotation, cellular component: plasma membrane. Gene Ontology annotation, biological process: transmembrane transport; amino acid transport. Gene Ontology annotation, molecular function: amino acid transmembrane transporter activity.